Molecule: messenger RNA, 564 nt
Organism: Condylostylus longicornis
Lineage: Eukaryota; Metazoa; Arthropoda; Insecta; Diptera; Dolichopodidae
Product: mitochondrial import inner membrane translocase subunit Tim13
Exons: 3
Coding region: 103-378 (91 amino acids)
Source: RefSeq, a predicted model, not a curated record
CCACCAUUAGUUUAUCUCAUCGGUCAUUUUAAAUUUUUUAGUUGAAUAUUUUAAAAUCUAAUUUGAUUUAUUUAAAAAAAAGUUAUUAAAACAAUUAAAAUUAUGACGUCGUUAGAAAAUAGUAAUAUGUCGUCUAGUUUCCAAAAAAGUGAAUUAAUGGAUCAAUUAAAACAGCAAAUUUAUGUGGCUAACGCACAAGCACUUUUGACGAAAAUGACUGAAAAAUGUUUUAAAAAAUGUGUUAAUAAACCAGGUUCAUCAUUGGAUUCAUCUGAGCAGAAAUGUAUUGCUAUGUGUAUGGAUCGAUUUUUGGAUUCAUGGAAUUUGAUAUCACGCACUUAUGCAGCAAGAUUGAAAAAGACCGCAGGCGGUAUGUAAUUUAGGACUGUAACAUAAAAAAGUAGGAAUGUUACAUACUCAAUGAAAAAAUAUUGUUUUUGUUAUUUUAUAUAAGUAGGCAUAAAUACAUACAUUUAUGUCUUAGCGAAUUGAACUACAAUUUCUGAUUUUGACUGUUUUAUAAUUUUUAUUCUGAGUAUAACAAAUAAAUGAGUAGACCUAUAA